Messenger RNA from Prunus mume (Japanese apricot), 5284 nucleotides. RefSeq names its product nuclear RNA polymerase A1 (gene NRPA1). Gene Ontology annotation, molecular function: DNA binding. Gene Ontology annotation, cellular component: RNA polymerase I complex. Gene Ontology annotation, biological process: DNA-templated transcription. The record is from RefSeq and is a predicted model, not a curated record. Lineage: Eukaryota; Viridiplantae; Streptophyta; Magnoliopsida; Rosales; Rosaceae.
UGAAAACCGCAAAACCCUCGCUUAAACCCUCACACCUUUUUCCCUCUCUGAAAUCAGACUUCAUCUUCUUCCGGCGAGAUUCCUUCCAAUAUUUCUCUUUCUCUAUCGUCGCCAUGGCUGCCUCAGAGGUUCCGACGACGUCCGUGGAUGCGAUUAGGUUUGGCUUCUUCACCGACGAAGAGGUUCGGAAGCACAGCUUUGUGAAGGUUACCAGCCCAAUUUUGUUCGAUGACUCAACACACACGCCCGUGAAUGGUGGGCUUUACGACAAGGCGAUGGGCCCACUCGGGGAUGAACGCGGCCAACUUUGCCAAACAUGUGGUCAGACAGCAUAUACGUGCUCAGGUCAUUGUGGUCAUAUUGACCUUGUUUUGCCAGCUUAUAAUCCCUUGCUGUUCAACAUUCUCCACAAACUUCUACAAAGAACCUGUUUCUUCUGCUACCAUUUCCGGACAAGCCGACAACAUGUUGAGAAACAUGUUUCCCAAUUGAAACUCAUAAUGAAAGGUGAUGUUCUUGGGGCUAAAAGGUUAGAGUCUGACUCACCUAGUGAAUACUCAGACUGCAAUGGGAGUGGUAAUCACAUAGACAAUGAUUCGAAGCAGCAAGGAUGGACUUCUCUUCAGUUUACAGAGAUAAUGUCUGUUUUGGAUAAGGCUUUGCCAACACAUGGGAAUUGCAAGGCUAAAAAUCCCAAAAUCAGUAAACCUACUUUUGGAUGGUUCCAAAUGAGUGGCAAGGACCAUGCGAGAGAAAAUGUCCUCAGAGGGUGCAACCUGGAGGGACCCUUGACUGGUCAAGAUGAAGAGGCAUCUAUGCUUGAGGAUGAGAAUUUUAACAGUGUUGCUACAAGAAUGCAAAAAGGACAAGGGAGCAAAGUGCUCAGUGAGUUCUUUAAGCAGAAAAAUUCCUUGUCGGGAGAUCUAUUUCCAACAGAGGUUAAAGAAAUUAUUAGGCUUCUGUGGGAAAAUGAAUCUCAACUCUGCUCUUUUAUUAGUGAUAUCCAGUGCCAAGAAACUGGAACAAAUGGAGGUCACUCUAUGUUUUUCUUGGAGACUGUUCUUGUACCACCAAUCAAAUUCCGUCCUCCAUCCAAGGGUGGUGAUUCUGUGAUGGAGCAUCCUCAAACCGUCUUAUUAAGUAAGGUGCUGGAGGCAAAUGUCUCUUUGAGCCAAACUCUUACCAACUUAGAGCACUCAAGGACAAUUCGACGGUGGAGGGAUCUUCAAGAGAGUAUAAAUGUGAUGUUCAAUAGCAAAACUGCUGCUGGUCAAGGUCAAAGAGAUGCGGCUCCCGGAAUAUGUCAGUUGCUUGAGAAGAAGGAAGGCCUGUUCCGGCAGAAAAUGAUGGGCAAAAGGGUAAAUUUUGCGUGCCGGUCUGUCAUAUCUCCGGAUCCCUACUUAGCUGUUAAUGAGAUUGGGAUUCCUCCAUACUUUGCAACGAGAUUAACAUAUCCUGAGAGAGUUACUCCGUGGAAUGUUGACAAGCUGAGGAAUGCUAUUGUCAACGGUUCUGAAAUCCAUCCUGGAGCUACACAAUAUGUUGAUAAAUCUGGUCCCAAGAUUUUGAGGCAAAACAGGAGAGAACGCAUUUCAAUAUCAAGAAAAUUACCUUCUUCAAAAGGGGCUGUCAUGCAACAUGGGAAGGGCUCUGAUAAUGACAUUGAAAGUAAAAUAGUGCAUCGUCACUUGCGAGAUGGGGACAUUGUGCUUGUCAAUCGACAGCCUACACUUCACAAACCCAGUAUAAUGGCGCAUGUAGUUCGUGUAUUGAAGGGGGAGAAAACAAUUCGCAUGCACUAUGCUAAUUGCAGUACUUACAAUGCUGAUUUUGAUGGUGAUGAGAUGAAUGUUCAUUUUCCGCAAGAUGAAAUUUCCCGUUCGGAAGCUUACAAUAUCGUAAAUGCAAAUAAUCAGUACGUAAAGCCGACCAGUGGAGAUCCCAUUAGAGCCUUGAUUCAGGAUCAUGUUAUAAGUGCUGUCCUCCUUACAAAGAAGGAUACAUUUUUACGUUGGGAUCAAUUUAAUCAGCUUCUUUACAGUUCUUGUGUUUCAGCCCGUGUGUCAGAUGCUUUCUCUGGCAAACCAGAUAAAAAAGUUUUCAUGUUUAACUCUGAAGGCACAAUGCAGCCCCUUCUUCCUGCAAUUUGGAAACCAGAGCCGCUUUGGACAGGAAAGCAGGUCAUCACUGCCUUGCUAAAUCAUAUUACUAGAGGUUCUCCGCCAGUUACUGUUGAAAGAGAUGCAAAAAUCCCACGUGGUUUUUUUAAUUGUAAAAAUGUUGAAGGAGAAGAUAAAUCUGGUAAAGAUGGACAGCAAAAAAAGAGGAAACCAAGCAAAGAACAAGCAACUGAUAAAGAUAGCUCAAAGGAAAAAGAGGAGCCUGAUGAGAACCAUUUAUUAAUAUAUAGAAACAACUUAGUGCGCGGCGUGAUUGACAAGGCUCAGUUUGGUGAUUAUGGUUUGGUCCAUACAGUUCAGGAGUUCUAUGGCUCAGAUACUGCAGGAAAAUUGCUUUCUGUAUUGAGUCAUUUAUUUACCGUGUAUUUGCAGAUGCAUGGGUUCACGUGUGGGAUUGAUGAUCUUUUGCUAUUGGAAAGCAAAGACGCAAAAAUGAAGGAUCAACUAGAAAGUUGUGAAGAUGUGGGUGAAAAUGUUUACCGUGAUUUUAUCGAGGUCAAAGAUGUUAAGAGAAAAGAUCCAGUGGAACUGCAAUUAAACAUCGAAAAUUUUAUUCGGAGUAAUGGAGAAUCUGCCUUGGCAUCCUUGGAUAGGAGAAUGAUUAGUCAGCUUAAUAACAAGACCUCCAACUCUGAUGUGUUCAAACAAUUAUUGUUGAGGGGGUUAUCAAAACCAUCAGUUAAAAAUUGUAUCUAUCUUAUGACAACAUCUGGGGCUAAAGGUAGUGUGGCUAAUCUCCAACAAAUAACUUCAUAUUUGGGUCAGCAAGAGCUAGAAGGCAAACGGGUCCCUCAAAUGAUUUCUGGAAAGACCUUACCGUGCUUUCCCCCAUGGGAUUGGUCAUCUCGAGCAGGAGGCUUUAUCAUUGAUCGUUUUCUUACUGGUCUUCAUCCUCAGGAGUACUAUUUCCAUUGCAUGGCUGGCCGUGAAGGGUUGGUUGAUACAGCUGUCAAAACAUCUCGUAGUGGAUACUUGCAAAGAUGCAUAAUAAAAAAUCUUGAGUGCCUAAAAGUUUCUUAUGACAAUACCGUCCGUGAUGCUGAUGGUUCCAUUAUUCAAUUUCGUUAUGGAGAAGAUGGCAUUGAUGUCCAUAUGACGAGCUUUAUUCAAAAGUUUGAAUCCCUUAUAGCUAAUAAAGAAAUGUUUCACAAGAAAGGUCGUCGUCAAAUGGAUAAAUUAAAUCCUUAUAUUAAAGACUUGCCUUUGGCUCUCAAAGAAAAAGCAGAGAAGUUUGUGCAUAAUUUGGCCUUGAAAGAGAAAGAUCAUAACUUCCAAGAGGAUUUCUUGAAGUUAAUGGAGCACAAAUACCUCUGUAGUCUUGCUCAACCUGGAGAACCAGUUGGUGUUCUUGCCGGUCAGUCUGUAGGAGAACCGUCAACACAGAUGACACUGAAUACUUUCCAUCUUGCGGGACGAGGUGAAAUGAAUGUGACCCUUGGAAUCCCACGCCUCCAAGAGAUCUUGAUGACUGCUGCAAAUGAUAUUAAGACGCCGGUUAUGACAUGCCCAUUGCAAAAGGGGAGAUCGAAGGAGGAAGCUCAGGAGCUAGCUGAUAAGUUGAAGAAGAUCACUGUGGCAGACAUAAUCGAGAGUAUGAAAGUAACCUUUGUGCCAUUUUUCAUUCAGGAUGGUCAAACUUGCCGUAUUUAUAAGCUUGAGAUGACACUCCACAUACCAGAACAUCUUCGAACCAUCAUUGAAUAUUCAUCAGAAGAUUGGGAGGAAAUCCUAGAGAUUGUGUUUGUUAGGGAGUUGGAAGACGCCAUACAAAAUCAUAUUCUUUUGCUUUCUAAAAUUAGUGGUAUUAAAAAUUUCACGCCUGAUUCACAACCAAAGGCAUCAAAUGAGACAGAUGAAAAUCUUUCUGAAAAAAGAUCUCAACGUGAGGAAGAAGAUGAUGACAAUGGUGGUGCAGAUGAUGGUGAACAUGGUGAAGGGGUCGAGGAUUUUGGUCUGGAUGCCCAUAAGCGAAAGCUACAAGCUACAGAUGAGAUGGAUUAUGAAGAUGGCUGUGAUGAUGAAGUGAGAGAAGCAGACUUGUCAGAUGGAGAUGAAAGUGAAAUUGAUGAGGAGGAAAAUGAAGUUGAAAUUGGUAAGGAUGGUGAAAUUGGGGUUAUCGAUGCUAGUGAUGAAAUGCCUGGAAGUCCUUUAGAAGAAGCUGGGGACCUAGCUAAGCCCAAGUCGAAGGAGAAAAAGACCAAAUCAGGAUCCCAAAUUAGAAAGAAAAGGAAGGUCCGAGCAGAGAUGGUAAAAAAGGAGACUGACAGGGCAAUUUUUGUGUCAGCAAAGGGGUUCCACUUCGAGGUCCAUUUUAGAUUUACCGACAAUGAACCUCAUAUUUUGCUGUCUCAGAUUGCUCAGAAGACAGCCCAGAAGGUUUAUAUUCAGAGAUCUGGAAAGGUUGCUGACUGUAAACAAAUUACUUGCGAUGAAAAUCAAGUCCUCUGCUUUGGGAAGGAUCCUGAAAAUAAACAAAGUUUUUCAUCCAAGGAAAAAAAGGAGAUGCCAGCUCUGCAAACUACUGGAAUUGAUUUCGGUACAUUUUGGCAACUGCAAGAUAUUCUUGAUGUCAGGUAUAUUUAUUCCAAUAACAUACAUGCUAUGCUGAACACUUACGGAGUAGAAGCCGCCAGGGAAACUAUCAUCCGAGAAAUAAAUAAUGUUUUCAAGUCUUACGGAAUAUCCGUCAACAUUAGGCAUCUUACACUAAUAGCUGACUUUAUGACUCAUGCUGGUGGUUAUCGUCCAUUGAAUCGAUUCGGAGGCAUUGUAGAGUCGAUAUCUCCGUUUAAUAAAAUGACUUUUGAGACAGCUUCCAAGUUCAUUGUUGAAGCAGCAUAUCAUGGGCAGGUGGAUCGCUUGGAAACCCCAUCCGCUAGGAUCUGUCUUGGAUUGCCAGUAAAUGUGGGUACUGGAUGUUUUGAUUUGAUGCACAAGAUGGAGGUUGAAUGCACACAGAGAUAGAUAUAUAUAUAUAUAUAUAUAUGUAUGAGAUUUUUACAUAUUUUUGGCCAAUUGCAGCCCUGUAUUUGUAUUUCACUUACAUGAGUUCUUUUUUCUUUUUUCGUUAAGCAUGUAACGUCCAAGGUCUGUUUUAAUAACGC